AGACAAAAAAGAAAAGAAAAGGCGACUGAUCAAAAUUCCCAGAAGGAGCAUAAGUUAAAUUUGGGCUCCACGUGUCAAAUAUUUGUAGCUUUGGUUUGUCCGAGGUCAAUUCACAGGGUCCCAUUUUUGGGUGUUCACUUCCACCCCAAGUUUUUUAAAAUUUGCGCUAAUUUUAAGGUUGAUAUUUUAGGAUGUGUGGACACUUGCUCAAUCUUUCCAUAUCUCCUCAUUUUACUUUAUUUGGAGAAGUAUGAAGUAUGAACAAACAAGGUCUGUUGUGUGUUCUCAAUUCAAAAGGUUCAAUUUUUUUAUUCAAAAUUAUGAUACAGAAUUGUGGGGCUGCAAUAUUGUCGAGUAUUCUUUUGUUUUUUAAUGGGGUUUUCCUGUUCUUGAAUCAGCAAUGUUUCUUUAUGCUUACACUAAUCAAGAUUCUGGUUUUAAUCUUUAAGGUUAUUUGUGGUUGUCUAGGCUUAAAAUGUUCAUUCCAAGAUGCUGAGAGGUGACUUAUUAUAGUGGAUAGUUCCUUUGUCCUUUAGACAUACAUUAUUCCUCAUACAUUAUUCCACUUGUGUAUCAACUUGCUGUUCUUGCUUGAAAUGAGGGGUAGGCAUUAGAGAAAUAUGGCAGUAAUGAUGAGAAAUCUAGCGGUUCCUGAGAAAAUUCUUUGGCAUAAUGUAUGUGGAGAGUAUGGAUAGGAGUUGGCAUGUUAGCUAUGUUACACCACGGCUGUGUUCGACUCCUAGCAUUUUAUUUAAAAUCUAUUUUGAAGAAUCCAUACUCAUUCUUACAGUUUUGACACUUGUAUGUAGAGGCAAAGAAGAUGGUUAAACUUCUAAUUUUCUCUGCUUCACACAAUGGAGAUGCUGCUCCUUGGGACUUCAGCUAUAUUGGAACUAAGCGUUCCCUAAAUUUACCAACAAAAAUAGAAUUGGGAGACUGUUUCAAAGGCAAUGUUCGAAACAAAUUGUAAAAGAUGUGAAACACUUGGUGUCUAACUGAUGUGCUUGGGAGAGGUAUUUCUUGUGAAGUUGCUGAACAUCCGCCUAUUUGGACUCGGCGGAGCCUUCUGAUAAAUCUAUACAAAGAUUUUGAGCUCAAAAAAGUUGUUUCACCAGGAACAUUUUCGUAUCAAAACAGGAAUAAAUUGCUGGGCUGGUAGGUCAAAAGCAGUGCAACAGAUAUGAAUAUCCACUAGAGAAAGGUUUUAAUAUGCCAUGGUUGUCCUGAAAGAGGAAGGAACAAGGGGAAGCACUUGAAUUUAUGACCCUCCUUGCCUUAAAACUAGAUAAGAUUUGCCCAUUAUCAUGUGGAGAAGCAGCAAUGCGACUCUGAAGGUCAAGCAGAUUGAGUAUUUGGAUCCCAAGGCUGAGAUAGAUGCACAUUAGAUUUGCUGUGACCAUCUGGGGGUAGAGCUUCAACAGCAUGUGCUUUUGAACGUGAGGUGAAGUGUGAAAGCCUUCUCACCACCUGUUGCUUCCAUCGUCCAGCUGUCAUCAGCAACGCCCCUCGUGUUACAAAUCUCGUUUCUAUAUUAAGUUUUCUUCCUGGGCGAUCAAAACAAGGUGUUUCACGAAGCGCUCUCAGGAUUAAGUGGGCAGCUCGAUUUGUUCAAUUCAAUGCAGGUCGAUCACCAACUAGCUGAUCACUCUAACCAGGAUCCACUGGUUCUUCUUCAGCAUGCUUCACAACUGAUGUCCUUUGGUAUAAGCAACAUGGAAGACGUUGACCCAGAAAUGCAGUUGGUUGAAGCGUAUCGUGAGGGUUUGAAUGAUGUAAGAGAAGUCUCUGGACAUACUGAAGAGAAGCAGCCAGUAUAUCAACGUAUGAGAUGGACAGAUGAAAUGGUUAAGCUUUUGAUUACUGCUGUUUCUUAUAUCAGAGAAGAUGCUUUGUCCAACGAGAUUUUCAUCAAGAAGGGUAAAUGGAGGGCGAUUUCCUGUGUUAUGACUGAAAGAGGUCAUCAUGCGUCUCCUCAGCAAUGUGAGGAUAAGUUUAAUGAUCUGAAUAAAAAAUUCAAGAGAUUGAAUGAUGUACUUGGGAGAGGCACUGCAUGUGAUGUCGUGGAGAACCCUGCGCUUCUGAAAACGAUGGACCUGUCUUACAAUUUGAAAGAGGAAAUGAGCAAGCUCAUAGGUAGGAAACAAUUAUUCUACCAAGAAAUGUGCUCAUACAACAAUCGGAAUAGAUUGUUCCUGCCCCAUGAUCAGGAAGUUCAGCAAUCUGUGUUUUUGGCUGUGAAGGGUCUUUACAAGUAUGAGACCAAUAGCAUGUUGCAGGAUUUUCCUUUGAAGAGGAAGAUAGGAGAAGGAGAAGAAAGAGUUCCAAAUAUGGCCCAUGCAGAUCUGAAUUUGGUGCAGGAUAUGCCUGCAAAGAGGAAAGUAGGAGGAGAAAGAGAUUUGAAUAUGGCCCGUUCAUCUCUGAAUGGUACCACUACAUCAGAUCCAAAUGUGCUUCAUCCUAAUUGCAAUGGGAUUCACGUUUCUAUGAACAAUGAGGAGAAAGAAAUACAGGAUGAGCAUAUUCUCCCUCGCUUACUACAAUUGGAAGAACAAAAGCUACAGAUUCAGGCCCAAAUUCUGGAAUUGGAGAAGCAGAGGUUCAAGUACAUGAGACUCUGCAGUAAAGAGGAAAAGGAGCUACGACUGAUGUUGCUGGAUAAUGAGGUUAUCAAACGUGAGAAUCAGCGAUUGGUGCUUGAACUCAAGCGUGGUGGAAUACAGCCUUCUGACUGAAUCAUGUACCAGGGCUGCAGUAUAUGUGGUCUGUACUUUUCCGUCUUGAAGCACCUUCUGUUUAGUUCUCAAUGUAUAUUUUCUCUUCUUGUUCAUGUUUUCUAUCUUUUGGUGUAGGAUGUGCAAACUUUUAAUCUCGUCUUUGCUCGGCCUUA
Messenger RNA from Lycium ferocissimum, 2887 nucleotides. RefSeq lists its product as uncharacterized. The record is from RefSeq and is a predicted model, not a curated record. The transcript is spliced from 4 exons. The coding region runs from base 1617 to 2732 and encodes 371 amino acids. Lineage: Eukaryota; Viridiplantae; Streptophyta; Magnoliopsida; Solanales; Solanaceae.